AUGGGUUCCAAAAGAAAACAAAAGGAGAAGCAAAAGGAUUUCAAGAAAGCCAAGUUGAAGGUCGGAAAGACGGCAAAGAAACCCGACAAUUAUACUGAUACAUCUUUCAAAGCAAAAACAAUUUCACUUCCUGGCCAGUCAAUAUCUAUAGUCCACGGUUCAAAAGAUUUCACGCAUCAACUUUCGUUACUCAAACACCAUUCCUCGACUACUAGAAAGGAAGUGGUUAUCAACAUUACUCAAAAUCUUCCCUCAAAUCCUGCUGCAUAUAAACUGAUUAUUUCUGCUGCCGUGCCUUUAAUCCUUGAUGAAUCGAAACUGGUGCGAACAGAAGUAAUGAAUUUGCUCAAGGAGAUUGGUAGGAAACAACCAGGAUUGCUUGAUUUGCAUAAGCGAAGCAUUGUUUUAUUCAUAAUUUCAGCAAUGACUCAUAUCCAACCAGACAUACGAAAUACAAGUACUAAAUUUCUUGCAACGCUUUUGGAGUAUUCCGACUUGAAACUGUAUUUUGUGAAAAUUUUGAAGAAUUUUUUCAUAUUGAUGAGUUGGUCCUUGUUGGAUGACAAUAAAUCAAAAGGUGUUUCCAUCACGACAAAUUCAACUAUUUUAUUGGGUCCCAAUACUAAGAAAGCCAGAAUCGACCAUCUUCGUGUUCUUGUUCAAUUUUUAAAAAAGAACUUGCUAGAUGAUUCGGAACAAGGGUUAGUUGAUGCUGAUUUUAGUCGAAUAUACACCCACCCACAAACGUACAAAUAUUUAAUUCCUACCACCCCACAGGCGUUUCUGGCGCUUAAUCUUUUUGGUAGAGAAAUCAAGAGUGAUCUUUCUGCAACCGGUUCAAUUGCAAUUCAGAAUUUAGAUACAAUGACCACUGAAGACAUAGAGACAAGGUUGAAUAUCAUGAAUGAUAUUUUCAAAGAUCGAAUGAUUCUUAACUUGAAAGGUCUAUGCAAAGAAGGUGGUGAAGUUGGAAGAGAGGCUUCCACUUGUAUAGAUAUACUAGAAGGUAUAAGUGUAAAGUAA
Lodderomyces elongisporus is the source of this 1023-nucleotide messenger RNA. RefSeq lists its product as uncharacterized. The coding region runs from base 1 to 1023 and encodes 340 amino acids. Gene Ontology annotation, cellular component: nucleus. NCBI's taxonomy places the organism in Eukaryota, Fungi, Ascomycota, Pichiomycetes, Serinales, Debaryomycetaceae. Gene Ontology annotation, biological process: rRNA processing. The record is from RefSeq and is a predicted model, not a curated record. The transcript has a single exon.